AUGACUGAUUUUGAUGCGGCUGCUGCUCUUUUGCUGCUCAGCUCUGGCCGUUACAUGCCUCACACGAUCGACAGUGUGAACAAUAAUAAUCAUCACAGCGCAGCAAAGGAAAAUGUUGUUCCUUUGUCUCUCGGGAGUGCCAACACAGCGUUCGGCGCUAUGUUACCAUUAACUAUGGCAGUCCCACCAGCUACCGAUAGAUCGGCUGCGGUCCAGCAAGGAACGCCAGUUGUCAUGGGCGAUCUAACCCUUCAGCAAAAUGUGCUGCGUCCACCGACGAUCGAUAAUUCGGCACUAUCGAUGUUUAGUGACCCGGAAACAGGGCGAGUUCAUCAUCCGAUGAUGCUAUACGAGAACAGUCCCGGUAUGAACGGGUUCGCAAUGCAGCUCAGUACAGGGCGACACCAGCAACACAACUAUUCCAGCUCACCGGAACCGCAUGGGACCCAUAAUGAGGUAAUGACGGCAAGUUCUAGGUAUGGUGUCUCUCGUCGAAAACUCGUUCACCCGCAGCGGAAGUCGGCAGGAAUCAGCAUGAUACAGGCGGAGGAGCUGUCGCCAUCCGACUCGGGCAAUUCUUCCAUUCACGACGAAAUACUGCAAUCGGGGCUCUUGAUACAAGCGUGGACGAGAGGAAACGACAUCAGUGCAGGGCUGCCGCCGAGAGUUAAGCUUGAACUGCAGAAUAUUUUGCAAAUGUCCCUGUUUAACAAAGAGUGCUACACGAAGGAAAAGAUGACCGAAUUUCCGAUGGAAGUUGGUUAUCAUCCGAACAAAUCUCGGCUGCGCAAGGAAUACCAGAAUGAUUUGGAAGCUGCCGAUCGUGCGAAGAACAAUCUAGCGUCACGUCGGUCUCGCCACAAGAAGAAGAUGGUCAAUCAACUGAUGAACAUCAGCUUGGAGUUCGAUCGCAGCGAAAACCGACACUUGUAUUUACAGGAGCGCUGGCUGACGAGUUUGAUCUAUGAUCUAGAGGACAAAGCCAUGCAAAAGGGAGUCGAUGCGUAUAUGUUGCGAAAGCUGCGGGCCGACUGUGGCUUUCAAUGA
Molecule: messenger RNA, 1047 nt
Organism: Anopheles cruzii
Lineage: Eukaryota; Metazoa; Arthropoda; Insecta; Diptera; Culicidae
Exons: 3
Coding region: 1-1047 (348 amino acids)
Biological process (GO): regulation of DNA-templated transcription
Molecular function (GO): DNA-binding transcription factor activity
Source: RefSeq, a predicted model, not a curated record